AUGAAUAGUUAUGGUGAUGGCUCAAAGAGACCAGCCAAGGAGGAAACUUGUAUGAUUUCUGUGAAUAAAGUGAUUAUAGUGCUCGGGGAGAAAAAAAUUCCUGAGGGUAGAAAUGCUCCCCGCAUGAAGGGUGGAGCCAUGGCAGUUAGGCAGACUGAGUUGGUGAAGAAGCAUAGCUUACCACCAGGGAUGACCCUGACUAUAGGCGGCGUAGGCGAUCAUCUAAGGCCUCCUUUUGACGAGGAUCCCAAAUUAUCUAAAACUCCUUUCAUGCCUCCUGCUAAGAAGCAGAAAAUCACUUCUAACAAGGUCAAGAAAGAACCAGUUAAGCCUGUAAAAAGUAAUGUUGAGAUACGAAAAUUGGAAGCAGAGUUGGAGGUGUUGAUGGAAGAAUUGCCUGAAGAUAUUAUUAAUUUCUUGAAAAGAGAUCACUUUGAUCAAUGGAAGCCAAGUGAAUGA
Messenger RNA from Fraxinus pennsylvanica, 459 nucleotides. The record is from the annotation of a GenBank genome assembly. NCBI's taxonomy places the organism in Eukaryota, Viridiplantae, Streptophyta, Magnoliopsida, Lamiales, Oleaceae.